GUUCUCAGUCUCCACACGGAUUUAAAGACUUGGAAUUACACCGAUGAUACCUUUCCCGACGGCAAUCAUGGAGUCCCUCCAGAGCUGUGUCCACCAUGUCGCUCUCCGUGCGCCCAUCGCGCAGAGUCAUCUCCAGGAACAUCACUAGGAGCCAGUCCUUUGCCGGAGUCAACUCCUACGAUAAGCCUUACAGGAACCUAUCUGUAUUCAGUACUCCGGCCUGCGUGAGGAAAACGCCCUCCAGAGCAAGCAGGAUGUUCACCCUUUCUGCAAAAUCACCACCCCCAAAGGUGCCCCAGCCCGAAAGACUCGAUGAGGUCUACGAGGCCCUCAAGAGAGGAUUGCAGUCCUACCUGCAAGUCCAUCAGAUGGAACUGGACAGCCUGAACAAACAGAUGAAAGAGUCUAAGAGAAACUCUCGCCUGGGUUUUUUGUAUGAACUUGACAAGCAAGUAAAAGUGAUUGAGAGGUUUAUGCGCCGACUGGAAUUUCACCUUAGCAAGAUCGACGAGCUGUACGAGGCCUACUGCAUGCAGCGCAGACUGCGAGAUGGAGCCAAUAAGAUGGUGAAGGCCUACACGGCUUCCUCAGGGAGCCGUGAAGCACGAGAGAGUUUAUCAGAAGCCAACAAGGGUUUCAAAGAGUACACAGAGAAUAUGUGUAUGCUAGAGAGUGAGCUGGAAAACCAGUUAGGAGAAUUCCAUAUCAAAAUGAAAGGUCUUGCAGGCUUCGCACGCCUCUGCGCAGGAGACCAAUACGAGAUCUUUAUGAAGUAUGGGCGGCAGCGCUGGAAGCUGAAGGGACGGAUUGAGAUCAAUGGGAAGCAGGUGUGGGACAGUGAAGAGAUGGUCUUCCUCCCCCUUAUCACGGAAUUCCUCUCAAUAAAGGUGACAGAGCUGAAGAGCCUGGCCAAUCACGUGGUGGUGGGGAGCGUAUCGUGUGAAACAAAGGAUCUGUUCUCUGCAUUGCCCCAGACUGUAGCAGUGGACAUUAAUGACCUUGGCACCAUCAAACUCAGCCUGGAGGUCACCUGGAAUCCCUUCGACAAAGAUGACCAGGCCUCCACAGCCAGUACAGUGAAUAAAGCUCCCACAGUCAACAAACGGUUCUCCACCUACAACCAGAGUCCGCCAGACACUCCUUCCCUCAGGGAGCAGGCCUUUUAUAACAUGUUGAGGAGACAGGAGGAGAUUGACAAUGGAACAGCCUGGUCUAACUCCUCUGAGUCUUCAGAUGAUUCCUCCAGUCCCCAGCUGUCUUUAGGGAUGCGUCAUGCCCACAAGAACGUGGUCCAGCCUGAAGUCCAGAAAGCAGCACCUGCCAUCGAGAUCUCAUUCGCACCCCGCGAGUCAGCCACCUCUACCCCUACCCGCUUAGCCAAUCAGAAAGAGGAAGAUGAGGAGGACGAGGAUGAACAGACACAGAAACCAGUGGCCGUGGAAGAGACCAUCGCUGAGGCUGCUGGCCAACAGGCCCUGCCCAAUGGCCACGCCCGCUACUCCCGCUCCCUCAGUCACAUUAGCGAGAUUAGCGCAGAUGGUGCUUUGACUGACAGGUCAACCACUGAAUCGGUGGAGCCUUCGGAGGUGGCCUCGGUGAUUUCAUCUGUGUCUGCGACUGACAUCGCCACGGAGAUGCCGCCCAAAACUGAGUCAUGUCCCGUGACGCCAGAGACUCGGAGUCUUGAGCCAACUACCCCUGACCCAACGAACACCUCUCAGCCUAUGAACUUGUGCAUAGAGAAGGAGGCAGAAGGAGGUGUCGUAGCAGAGGACCUGUGUGACUCAGCAGUGUGUGAGGAGUCUCAAGUGGAGCUCAGCUCAGAGACAAGCUCACUCUCUUGCGCCAGGAGCGAGGAGGAUUCUGCCUGUGCUCCACCCAAAACUGAGACAUCAGCCCAUCAGGGUGACAAUGUAACUCACAGGACCAGUUCUCUAGCAGCAGGCCCAGAUGCAGACAGCCCAAUCCAGACACCUAUACUGACCCAGGCUGCUGUGCUGGAGGCCGAGAGGUCCGCUGGUGGUGCUGACAUUAAUGCAGCGGACAGUGGGAUAGAGGAGGCCCUGGGUGCAGUCAUCUCUGCUCUGGAUGACUACAGGGGACAGUUUCCAGAGCUACAGGUCCUGGAGCAAGAACUCAGACUACUGGAGGAGGCACUGACGGGUCGGACUCGCAGCCGUUCCUCCAGUGUGAGUCUAACAGUUGAAACGGCCCUUGGGAGCUUUGAUUUCCUUAACACGUCUGACCUGGAAGAGGAAGAGGAGGAGGAGGAAGAUGGAGAAAGACACAGCAUGACAGAGAGUGAGCAAAAACGGCCGGCGGAUGAAAGCGCUGGAGAAGAUGAGGGUUGUGAGGAGCGGUGCUGGGAAACUCCCUCUGGUCCCCUGAGCACAGGCUGCCAGGCUCUAGAUCGCACACUGCUGGUGCAUUUGAAGAACUGCAGCUCCCAACUGCUGAGACUGGGAACCUUUGGGCCUCUCCGCUGUGGGGAGAUGUAUGCCCUGGACCGUCUGCUCAGGGAGGCUCGUGUUCUUGAGCUAAUACGACGCGUUGCCAAGGAUACACCGGGCGGGGUCAACCAACCUGAAGAAGUGGUACCCCAGCUAGAGCAGUGCCAAGGGGCUGUGUUGCUAUGGAAGCAGAGCACAGAUGGUUCCACUGUGUACAGCACCUCCACUGAGGCCUUCCUGCAGGCACUGGCCACUGCUUACACCAGCAAACUACCAGAGAGAGGAGCUGGGUUUCCUGAAACAGUGUUUUUGCGUCUGGUGGAGCGUAUUUUGGAGAGGAGGUUACCCAGACGAGGAGGAGGAGCGGCCAAAGAGACUCUCACACUCUUCCAGUUUUGGAGUUACCUGGAGGCUGAGGGAGUUAGUGACUUGGACACACAUGUCGUAGAGCUGGCUGAGGAGGUGUGGCUGGUUCAGUCGCUGCAGUCUGGAGAUCAGGAUGUGCUCGUGAAGGUACUGAAGAAGCCUCCAGAGUGCAGUCUGAAGAGGGAGGGCCUGAGGGCAGUCAGCCUGCUGUUGAGGGACCCCAGAGGGAAGGUGUGCAGUGCUGCCAGCUCCCUGCUGCGGAGCCUAGCAGACCAGCCCCGCCACCGAGAAAGGGCUUUAGUGAGCUGUCUUGAGCUGCUGGAGGAUGAGAGUAUGGAGACACGAGCGUGUGGCUGUAAGGCCCUCGCUUGUCUGAAGGCCAAAGAGAGCAUCGACCAGCUGGUUUACCUUUGUCGGACAGAUAAAGAUGAUGUGAGAGAUGCUGCCAAACAAGCUCUGCUCGUGCUUGGUGAGGAGGGGAAGAUGGCCCAUCGACACAUUGAGUCAUCCCACGACAGCAUCCCUCGCCUUUUCGCACCCGGCAGCAUGGCUAGCACCGCCUUCUGAUCUAAUUCGCCAGUCAAACUGUCACUCUGCAGUACCGUGUUACAUGUGGAAAUAAACAGAACAAGCCGCCAGUACACAGAGUCAUGAUCAUGCCAGUGAAACACUAGCAAUUAUAUUGUCAUUAACCUCCAGAUCUCAAACACUUAGAGUGGGUUCACCGUCACAUACUUAAAACUAAUGGAGUUUGAGCAGUGUCUUAAACCAAGACUGAACUGAAUCACAUACAAUAAAUGAACAUGAAUACUCAUAUUUCUCAAUCUGUAUAUUAAUAAGAUAUCAUGUUGAUAUCCUUUGAGAGGCGUGACAAUGUUAGGUGAUUAGUGUAAGAGAUUCAGAGAAGCAGUGUGGAAGACAGAGUGUUUUUUUUUCUUUUUUUGCUGCCUUAUGAUUUGAUCUGAUGGUGUUGCCUUCACAAUUCACGGAAGUUGGACGUCUGCAUCGGCAAAAACACAGACCAGCGGACUGAAAGGCUCUCCGAAGGGGUAUGAAAAUGGAAAAAAGUGUUCCAAUCAUUUUGAUUCUUGCAAGGACCCUCUGUUUAAUCCGCUGAGGUUUGU
This is a messenger RNA of Chanos chanos (milkfish), 3940 nucleotides long. RefSeq names its product RHO family interacting cell polarization regulator 1 (gene ripor1). NCBI's taxonomy places the organism in Eukaryota, Metazoa, Chordata, Actinopteri, Gonorynchiformes, Chanidae. The record is from RefSeq and is a predicted model, not a curated record. The coding region runs from base 96 to 3383 and encodes 1095 amino acids. The transcript has 22 exons.